AUGGCCAGCCCUGAAAGCUUGCUGCGCGAGGUCAAUAUCCUCGGCGCAUUGAACGACCAAAACAAACACAUCUUGAGCAAAGAUGUGGCUGUCUUCCUGGCUCUGCUCCACCGCACGUUCAACGAGCGCAGGAAAGAGCUCCUUCAGCGACGGGUGAUCCGACAGUCGGAGCUGGACAAGGGCAAUCUACUCGACUUCCUCCCAGAAACCAGGCAUAUCCGUGAAAACGAUGCCUGGAAGGGAGCACCCCCAGCUCCCGGACUGGUCGACAGACGCCUAGAGAUCACAGGACCUACAGAUCGCAAGAUGGUCGUCAACGCCUUGAACUCGGACGUAUGGACCUAUAUGGCGGAUUUCGAGGACUCAAGCGCGCCGACAUGGGACAACAUGAUCAAUGGCCAGCUCAAUCUGUAUGACGCCAUCCGCAGGCAGGUCGACUUCAAGCAGGGCGAGAAGGAAUACAAGCUCCGCACCGACCGCAAGCUUCCCACACUCAUCGCUCGCGCACGAGGAUGGCACCUGGAGGAGAAGCAUUUCACAGUGGACGGCGAGCCCAUCUCGGGCAGCUUGUUUGACUUUGGCAUUUACUUCUACCUUAACGCACACGAGCUCGUGAAGCGAGGGUCCGGACCUUACUUCUACCUUCCGAAGAUGGAGUCGCACUUGGAGGCGAGACUCUGGAACGAUGUCUUCAACCUAGCACAGGACUACAUUGGGAUGCGACGAGGCACGAUCCGAGGCACCGUGUUGAUUGAAACAAUCACAGCUGCCUUCGAGAUGGACGAGAUUAUCUACGAACUUCGUGAUCACUCCUCCGGUCUUAAUUGCGGACGAUGGGACUACAUCUUCAACACCAUCAAGCGUUUCCGCCAGAAUCCAAACUUUGUGCUUCCAGACCGCGAUUCAGUGACCAUGACUGUUCCUUUCAUGGACGCAUAUGUUAAGCUUCUCAUCAAGACCUGCCACAGGCGAGGCGUCCACGCCAUGGGUGGAAUGGCCGCCCAGAUUCCCAUCAAGAACGAUCCCGCUGCUAACGAGGCUGCCAUGGAGAAGGUCCGUGCCGACAAGCUUCGCGAAGUCCGCGCUGGACACGACGGCACCUGGGUCGCUCAUCCGGCGCUUGCAGCCAUUGCUGGCGAGGUCUUCAACAAGCAUAUGCCUACACCCAACCAGAUGCACGUCCGCCGCGACGAUGUAAAUAUUACUGCCAACGAUCUGCUCAACAUGAACGUGCCCGGUAAGGUCACCGAAGCGGGUAUCCGCAAGAACCUCGACAUCGGUCUCAGCUACAUGGAGGCGUGGCUGCGCGGUCUCGGCUGCGUGCCCAUCAAUUACCUCAUGGAAGAUGCGGCUACCGCCGAGGUGUCGAGGAGUCAGUUGUGGCAGUGGAGCAAGCACCAGAUCACCACGGCCGAGGGCCAGAAGGUUACUAAAGACUACGCGCUCAAGCUGCUCCACGAGCAGACGCAGAAGCUGAGCGAGAAAGCACCCAAGGGUAAUAAGUUCAACCUAGCCGCAAAGUACUUCGAGAGCCAGGUGACGGGCGAGCAGUACGACGAAUUCCUUACAUCGUAUGUCACACGCACAUCACCGAGUACGCAAGGCCAAAGCUAA
This is a messenger RNA of Didymosphaeria variabile, 1614 nucleotides long. RefSeq lists its product as uncharacterized. Gene Ontology annotation, molecular function: malate synthase activity. NCBI's taxonomy places the organism in Eukaryota, Fungi, Ascomycota, Dothideomycetes, Pleosporales, Didymosphaeriaceae. Gene Ontology annotation, biological process: glyoxylate cycle. Gene Ontology annotation, cellular component: peroxisomal matrix; cytoplasm. The coding region runs from base 1 to 1614 and encodes 537 amino acids. The transcript is spliced from 3 exons. The record is from RefSeq and is a predicted model, not a curated record.